AUCAGACAUGUUGGAGGAGUUCUUGUACUGUGAAGUAACAUUAUGAACAGCAGAGGAGUCCAGAAGGUCCUCCAGGGGUUGCAGCUGGUCAGUUCUGCUCCUGCAGGAAGGAUCUGCUCCCCCUUGUCCUCCUGGAACAGCAGGCCAGGAUCUGGAUCAAACAGAGCCCUGUCAGGAUCUGGCAGAGGGAGCAUGAAUGUGUUCAACAGGGAAAUGAAGAAGAGGCAGAAGAACUGGGCUGCAGUUCUGCAGGAUGGUCACCAGUAUGACUACCUGAGGGAUGAGGUCGGGAGUCGAGUCGCUGAUCGGGUUUACGAUAUCACCAGGACAUUCCCUCUGGCUCUGGACAUUGGAGGAGGAAAAAGUCACAUUGCAGACCAUCUGAACAAGGAUGUGGUGGAGCGUUUGUUCCUGACAGACAUCUCCCAGCACACCCUGAAACAUCGCAGGCCGAGUGAGAUUCCCACUCAGUGCAUCCUUGCUGAUGAGGAGUUUCUGCCGUUUAAGGAGAACACUUUCGACUUGGUGCUGAGUAGCUUGACCCUUCACUGGAUCAACGACCUUCCUGGAGCCCUCAGACAGAUCCACCAGGUUCUGAAGCCAGACGGGGUUUUCAUCGGGGCGAUGGUGGGCGGGGAGACGCUGUACGAGCUGCGCUGUUCUCUCCAGCUGGCUGAGACGGAGAGGGAGGGAGGUUUCUCCCCCCAUGUGUCGCCCUACACCGCCGUCACAGACCUGGGGAACCUGCUGGGCCAGGCUGGCUUCAAUAUGCUGACUGUGGACAUUGAUGAUGUUCAGGUGCAUUACCCAGGCAUCAUGGAGGUCAUGACUGAUCUUCAAGGUAUGGGAGAAAGUAACUGUGCAUGGAACAGGAGGUCGAUGCUGCACAGAGAUACUAUGUUAGCAGCUGCAGCCAUUUAUAAAGAGAUGUACGGAAACGAGGACGGUUCUGUUCCUGCCACCUUCGAGAUUCUCUACAUGAUUGGCUGGAAGCCUCACGAGUCUCAGGCCAAACCAGCGAAGCGAGGAUCAGCCACGGUGUCGUUCGGAGAUCUGGGGAAGAUCAGCCGACAGAGCAGCACCAAGGAGUCCUAGAGUUUAUGUGACCUCUCUGGGUUAUGGAGGCUGACAUAUCAGGUUCAGCUUUCAGGUGGAGGAAGUUCCAGAUCCAGAGCUUCCAACUGGUUUCAGUCAGCAGCAGAGACUGUAUUAUAUACUUGGUGGUUUUUAAAGCUGUAAAUGUUGUAUAGAAAUGUGUUUUGGGGGAAAUAAACUGUGUAAUGAAGAAAACUGCUGAAAUC
Messenger RNA from Cyprinodon variegatus (sheepshead minnow), 1301 nucleotides. It is a transcript of the gene ndufaf5, whose product is annotated as NADH:ubiquinone oxidoreductase complex assembly factor 5. The record is from RefSeq and is a predicted model, not a curated record. The transcript is spliced from 11 exons. Lineage: Eukaryota; Metazoa; Chordata; Actinopteri; Cyprinodontiformes; Cyprinodontidae. Gene Ontology annotation, cellular component: mitochondrion. Gene Ontology annotation, biological process: mitochondrial respiratory chain complex I assembly. The coding region runs from base 43 to 1095 and encodes 350 amino acids. Gene Ontology annotation, molecular function: S-adenosylmethionine-dependent methyltransferase activity.